Messenger RNA from Pararge aegeria (speckled wood butterfly), 694 nucleotides. It is a transcript of the gene RpS9, whose product is annotated as 40S ribosomal protein S9. The coding region runs from base 91 to 675 and encodes 194 amino acids. NCBI's taxonomy places the organism in Eukaryota, Metazoa, Arthropoda, Insecta, Lepidoptera, Nymphalidae. The transcript has 4 exons. Gene Ontology annotation, cellular component: cytosolic small ribosomal subunit. Gene Ontology annotation, biological process: translation; positive regulation of translational fidelity. Gene Ontology annotation, molecular function: structural constituent of ribosome; rRNA binding. The record is from RefSeq and is a predicted model, not a curated record.
CUGUCAAGUUGACAAUAGUUGACAUCUUUGAUUUGCCAUAUAAUAAUUUUAUUCUUUUUCGGCGGGCGGCGUUAGCAGUAGCUCGCCAUCAUGGUGAACAACCGCGUGCCCUCUGUCUUCUCAAAGACUUAUGUAACUCCACGUCGUCCCUUCGAGAAGGCUCGCUUGGACCAGGAGUUGAAGAUCAUUGGAGAAUAUGGACUAAGGAACAAGCGUGAGGUGUGGAGAGUCAAAUAUACACUAGCGAGGAUCCGUAAGGCGGCUCGUGAAUUGCUUACCCUGGAAGAAAAGGACCCUAAAAGGCUAUUCGAAGGUAAUGCACUUUUGCGUCGUCUGGUGAGGAUUGGCGUGCUUGAUGAAAAGCAGAUGAAACUCGAUUACGUGUUGGGUCUCAAGAUUGAGGACUUCUUGGAGCGCCGCCUGCAGACUCAGGUCUUCAAGGCUGGUCUGGCAAAGUCCAUCCAUCAUGCCCGUAUCUUGAUCAGGCAGAGACAUAUCCGUGUACGCAAGCAGGUGGUGAAUAUCCCGUCGUUCAUCGUGCGCCUGGACUCCGGCAAACAUAUUGACUUCUCGCUCAAGUCGCCGUUCGGAGGCGGCCGGCCAGGCCGCGUCAAGAGGAAGAACCUGCGCAAGGGCCAGGGCACCGGCGCCGCCAAUGACGAAGAGGAGGAUUAGACUAAAUAAAAUGAACGUU